AUGAAGCCCAUGACAAAACUGAUACUACUAUUUUUGAUUAUUUCCACCCUAUCUGAUUUUGCAAUGUCUAACUCAGAUGGUACUCCCGUGAUCCAAAAAUCUGAUGCGGAUCCAAACAUCAGUAAACCGGAAGAGAAACCAGAGGGCUGGAAUGUAGUAAGCCAACCCCCGCCUCGACCAUGCUGGAGAAAUACCGACAAACCCAUCCCGCCGGAAGACCUCGAAAAUGGAGAAGCCGCGAACAACAAUGAAAAUAAAUCUGUG
Mesorhabditis spiculigera is the source of this 264-nucleotide messenger RNA. Lineage: Eukaryota; Metazoa; Nematoda; Chromadorea; Rhabditida; Rhabditidae. The record is from the annotation of a GenBank genome assembly.